Molecule: messenger RNA, 837 nt
Organism: Selaginella moellendorffii
Lineage: Eukaryota; Viridiplantae; Streptophyta; Lycopodiopsida; Selaginellales; Selaginellaceae
Exons: 4
Coding region: 1-837 (278 amino acids)
Source: RefSeq, a predicted model, not a curated record
AUGUCAGCGGUGGUGCAUUUUCAACGCGAAUCGCUGGGGCGUAUCACCAGCAGUGAGUUUGUCCUUUCCAUGUUCCGUAAGCUCUGCUGCGUCGCCCAGAAAGAAGCUCGCAUCGGCAGGUGCCUGGAUGCGUAUCGGGGGGACGACGGGCAUUUCAAUCCCAGGAUCAACGACUCGGAGCUCUACUAUCUGGUGGCCUUGCUCUACCUCGCGCGCUUCUUCGGCCACGACAAGAACCGUGUGCGGGAGUUCCUCAAGCGAGACGAUUGCUUGGUGACGGGAGCGGAGCUGCUGGAUCUCGUUGCCGCUGCGACUCCUCUGGAAUCGUGCUCCAGCGCCAUGCUUAAGGAGAUGCGAGAAAUGAUCGACAAGGUCUUUGAAUCCAAAUUCUUCUCUCGCCACAUUGCUGAGAACGACUGCAGCCCCGUUCUCAAGUAUCUGCGAGAGCAACUAAAAAAUCUGGAUGGCGAGGAUGCCGAGCAAGCUAGCAAGGGAGAGAAAUAUCUGGCGCAGGAGCAUUUGCAGGAGCUGGAAAGAACAAUCCUUACUAUCUACAAGUAUACUUACUUGGGGCCGUAUAGAUGGGAUCCAGAAACGUCUGUCUGGGGCAUCGACGAAGACUUCUUCGAUCGACCAAGUGAUGACGAGUGGGACAGGCUGCUGCAAGCUGCUCGCGACAAUCCUUUCUUCUACGAUCUUAUCUCGCUCAAGCCACCAAAUUGCAGAUACAACUUGCACGAAGAGGCUUUCCUCGAGUGUGUUGAGCACGCACAUCUUUGGCUUCUCAAUGCUGGCCUUCCAGUCUACUACAACUUCCCGCUGCACUGUUUGUAUUGA